Carassius auratus (goldfish) is the source of this 5697-nucleotide messenger RNA. It is a transcript of the gene sgsm1b, whose product is annotated as small G protein signaling modulator 1b. NCBI's taxonomy places the organism in Eukaryota, Metazoa, Chordata, Actinopteri, Cypriniformes, Cyprinidae. Bases 18 to 5321 code for a protein of 1767 amino acids. The transcript has 30 exons. Gene Ontology annotation, biological process: regulation of DNA-templated transcription. The record is from RefSeq and is a predicted model, not a curated record. Gene Ontology annotation, cellular component: nucleoplasm. Gene Ontology annotation, molecular function: GTPase activator activity.
UGUGCUGUGUUUGCAGCAUGUCGGGGCCCAACAGCUCGUCCGAGUGGGCCAUCGAGGGCCGGCGGCUGGUUCCUCUCAUGCCCAGACUCGUUCCUCAGACGGCCUUCACUGUGAUGGCCAAUGCGAUGGCCAAUGCGACCGCGCACCAGAACGCCUCGCUGCUGCUGCCCGCAGACACCGCCAACAAAGAAGUGGUGGUGUGUUACUCGUACACCAGCACCACCUCUACUCCACCCAGUGCAUCGGCUCCCAGCAGCUACAGCGCAGCAGCGGCCGUCAAAUCCCCUCGACCCGCCAGCCCUGCCUCCAACGUGGUGCUGCUGCCCAGCGGGAGUACAGUCUACGUCAAGAUCAAUUAUCGCCACCUACGCGUGAGCUGCUCCGAUGAGGACGAGAAACCUCGUAAGAGGCGGAGAACCAACUCGUCUAGCUCCUCCCCCGUACUGCUGAAGGAGGUGCCUAAAGUGGCCACGCCCAUUUCCAAAACCAUCACGGUCCCGGUGAUAAUCGUGACCACGUCUCCCAGCUCUAACUUCGUGCCCAACAUCUUGUCCAAGUCACACAACUACGCGGCCGUGUCGAAGCUGGUCUCGAGCGCCGCGCUCUCCGUCUCCAGCCACAAACAGACCAUGGUGCUCUCAGCCGGCUCCAGCGCGGCCCCGGGGCCCAGUCCUGUCGCCGUGACGACCACUGUGUCCUCCACACCAUCAGUGGUGAUGUCCAACGUCACACAGGCUUUCAAAUUGGUGCAUUUGCAUGCUGUGUUUGACUUUAAUGGUGCAUGUAACACUGAUAAGAAAUUAAGCGCGUGGAGGAUGAGUUUUUGGAUGAGAGAGAAUCUGUGUGUUUGGUGUUGUUUACAGAAAUCGGAGACGCGUCAGAGGCUGCUGCGCAACGUCAAGAAGGAGGUCAAGCAGAUCAUGGAGGAGGCCGUGACACGCAAGUUUGUGCAUGAAGACAGCAGUCGCAUAUUCUCUUUCUGCGGUGUGGUGGAAGCGUGUGUUCUUCAUGGGCUGAAGCGACGGGCCGCUGGAUUCCUGCGCAGCAACAAGCUGGCGGCUCUCUUCAUGAAGAUGGGGAAGAUGUUUCCACCGGCCGAGGAACUCUGCAGGAAAGUUCAGGAACUGGAGCAAAUCAUCGAGAACAAACAGAACCAGGGUCAGACGAGUCAAGAGAGCGUCCGGAAACCUUCCCGCUCUCUAAACCUGUCUCCGCUGGCCAUCAAACACCUGUGGAUCCGCACGGCCCUCACAGAGAAGCUCCUGGACAAAAUCCUCCUGUAUCUGGUGGAGAACAGCAGCAAGUUUUAUGAAAGAGAAGCUCUGCUGAGAGAUCCAGUCGACGGCCCAAUCCUCGCAUCUUUGCUUGUCGGCCCCUGUGCUCUGGAGUACACAAAAGCCAAGACGGCCAAUCAUUUCUGGACAGACCCCUCGGCUGAUGAACUGGUGCAGAGACACCGCAUCCACAGCGGACACUGCCGGCAGGAUUCCCCCACCAAACGCCCGGCGCUCAUCCAGAAGAGGCAGUCGAGCGGCAGCAUGGACGACCGGCCGUCUCUGUGGGCGCGGGAUUAUGUCGAAUCUCUUCAUCAGAACUCCAGAGCCACGCUGCUCUUCGGGAAAAACAACGUCCUGGUGCAGCCGACAGACGACAUGGAAGCAAUCCCAGGAUACCUGUCUCUUCACCAGACGGCCGAUCUGAUGACGCUCAAGUGGACACCGAACCAGCUGAUGAAUGGAAACAUGGGGGAGCCUGAUUACGAGAAAAGUGUAUAUUGGGAUUACGCCAUGGCCAUUCGUCUGGAGGAAAUCGUCUAUUUGCACUGCCAUCAGCAUGUGGACAGUGGAGGGACUGUGGUUUUGGUCAGUCAGGACGGGAUCCAGAGGCCUCCGUUUCGCUUUCCUAAAGGUGGUCACCUGCUUCAGUUCCUCACGUGUCUGGAGACGGGCCUCCUUCCUCACGGACAGCUAGAUCCUCCGCUCUGGUCCCAAAGAGGAAAGGGAAAAGUGUUUCCAAAGCUGCGUAAAAGAAGCCCACAUGAAUCCAGCGAGUCGUUCUCGGACAAAGAUGAAGACGAGGCCACAGAUUAUGUGUUUCGGAUCAUAUAUCCUGGCAGUCAGGAGUUUGUGGGACCGGAGCUGAUGGAUCAGACGGUGAACAUGUGGCAGCCCACGCCCAGGCAGUCGUCUUGUCCUUCCUGUUCACAGAAUGGCUCUUCAGACGGUGGCCUUCCCAAUGGAUGCAACCAUGACAGGGCUCCGCUGAAGCUGCUCUGCGAGACCAUGAAGCACCAGAUCAUCUCUCGAGCUUUCUACGGCUGGCUGGCGUACUGCCGUCACCUGUCCACCGUCCGCACACACCUGUCUGCUCUGGUGAACCCCACCAUCAUUGAGCCUGACAUCCCUUAUGAUGCCAGAGACGGUCUGUCCACAGAAGUGUGGAAGAGCUUUCUACAGGACAGCACUGCGUUCGAGGAGGAGGAGCUGCUUCGGCUGGUGUAUUAUGGUGGUGUGGAUCCAUCUCUGCGUAAAGAGGUCUGGCCCUUCCUUCUGGGCCACUAUCACUUCAGCAUGAGCCUCACAGAGCGCAAAGAGGUGGAUGAGCAGGUUCGAGCCUGUUAUGAGCAGACCAUGAGCGAGUGGCUGGGAUGUGAAGCCAUCGUGCGUCAGCGGGAGAAGGAGCAGCACGCAGCCGCUCUGGCCAAAUGUGCGUCAGGCGCCAGCGGGGACCACGGCUCACGCCAGGACUCCACCAUCAGCACGGAUUCAUCUCAGAGCAGCAGCUCCGAGAAACAGAGUCACGCCGGAUCACACAGCGACUCCAACAGCAGCACUCAGGUGUUCGGCUCUGUAGACGAGGUGGACCCGAUCGAAUCAGAGCCCAAACCCAAAGACGAGAAGCCACAGCCCAAAAUCCCGAACGGCACUCUGCCCAAUUGCACCAGUUCUCCAGACUCCGGACACCCUUCAUCCCGUAACUUCUCCGUGACCUCGGCCCUCUCAGACUGCUCUCCGAGCACAGAGGAGACAUCCACGCAAGAGUCAGGGUCCAAAACCGCAGGCCAAAAGCCACCGUCAGGAGACCAGACAGAAGAGAAGACCAAAGAGGAGCGAGCGGAAAACAGCUCCACUACUCAGGACAUGGUCAAAGAAGAUGCUGAGGUUUCACAAACAGAGAGCCUUGCUUCAGAAGCUGCAAUAAAGCCUCUAGAAAGUGACAAACCCCAGACUUUGAAUUCAGAAGACGGCAAACCCCAGACUUUGAAUUCAGAAGAAGAAAAACGCAAGACUUUGGAUUCAGAACAAGAACAACUACAGACUUUGGAUUCCCAGACUUUGAAUUCAAAAGAAGAAAAACCCCAGACUUUGGAUUCACAGACUUUGAAUUCAGAAAAAGACAAACUCAAGACUCUGAAUUCAGAAGAAGACAAACUCCAGACUUUGAAUUCAAAAGACGACAAACCCCAGACUUUGAAUUCAGAAGAAGAAAAACGCAAGACUUUGGAUUCAGAACAAGAACAGCUACAGACUUUGGAUUCCCAGACUUUGAAUUCAAAAGAAGAUAAACUCAAGACUCUGAAUUCAGAAGAAGACAAACUCCAGACUUUGAAUUCAGAAGAAGACAAACUCCAGACUCUGAAUUCAGAAGAAGACAAACUCCAGACUCUGAAUUCAGAAGAAGACAAACUCCAGACUCUGAAUUCAGAAGAAGACAAACUCCAGACUCUGAAUUCAGAAGAAGACAAACUCCAGACUCUGAAUUCAGAAGAAGACAAACUCCAGACUCUGAAUUCAGAAGAAGACAAGCUCCAGACUUUGAAUUCAGAAACAUCCAAGACAGUAACACAGGAGGUGGCAGAUUCAGAGGAUGAUGCAAACUCAAAAAACACAGCUGAUGUGUCUCAAAGAGAAACUAAAAUGCAAAACAAUGCUGGAAAAUCUGAAGAAAAUGACAUGAAUGAAUCGCAACAGGAUCCUAUUGAAGAAACAACCAAAUCUUCAGAAUCUAAAGAGGUUGAGAUUGAAGAUCCAGGACAUGCGUCUUCUCCGUCUGGAGAAGAAAACACAAAAUCAAAAGCAGACCCAGAAACGUAUUUGAAAAUGGAUGAAGGUCAAUACGCCAAAUCUGAUCCACAGCCGUCAUUGGAUGUUACGAAAAUCUCUCAAACGGAUGAAAUUAAACUUGAAUGUUCAUCUGAAGCACAGAAUGUGAUACAAACUCUGAAUGAAGCCAUCAGUGCACCGCAAACGAUUGACUGGGACGCCGGGCGAUCCAUAAUCAAACAGAUCACCGAUCCAGAGUCUUCCCUAUCCAAACAAUCUCCGGAUAUGUCCGACGACUCGCCCUCGGCACUAGAAAUGGAGGAUAUUGCUUCGUCUGUGGUUUAUAUGUCCUCGGAGAGCAGCGUUUGCAGGACGCCUCUGACUUUGGCUCGUCCCAUGGCACCGGAGAAGAUAGUCGUGGGAAUGCCGGCUCUGGAGCUCUGCAUGGAGCCGAGCAUCAACACCAGUCCGGAGGGAACAGACUCGGCUCUAUCUGAGGAGGAACCGGAAAUGGACAACUCAUUCCCCAAACCAGACUCUCUAGCCGUCACAGGAGACAAGAACGACAUCGUGUCUCCAGUCUCGUCUAUCGGGACCACCUACUCGCAGGAGCAGGUUGACCUUUACACACUUAAUCUGCACCGCAUUGACAAAGACGUCCAGCGAUGUGACAGAAACUACUGGUAUUUCACCCCAGACAACCUGGAGAAACUGCGCAACAUCAUGUGCAGCUAUGUUUGGCAGCACCUUGAUAUUGGAUAUGUCCAGGGAAUGUGUGACUUACUAGCGCCCCUGCUGGUCAUCCUGGAUGAUGAGGCCAUGGCCUUCAGCUGCUUCACUGAGCUCAUGAAACGAAUGAACCAGAACUUCCCUCACGGAGGAGCCAUGGACACACACUUCGCCAACAUGCGCUCCCUCAUCCAGAUUCUGGAUGCCGAGCUGUUCGAGCUGAUGCAGCAGAACGGUGAUUACACACACUUCUACUUCUGCUAUCGCUGGUUCCUCCUGGACUUCAAGAGAGAAAUGGUGUACGAUGAUGUGUUCUCGGUGUGGGAGACCAUCUGGGCCGCGCGUUACGCCUCCUCGGAGCACUUCGUGCUGUUUAUCGCACUGGCGCUGGUGGAGCUGUACCGAAACAUCAUCCUGGAGAACAACAUGGACUUCACCGACAUCAUCAAGUUCUUCAAUGAAAUGGCGGAGCAUCACGACGUCCCGAAGCUGCUGCUCAUGGCCCGAGAGCUGGUGCACAAGGUCCAGAUCCUGAUCGAGAACAAGUGAACCCACUUCCUUUAGCAAUCUGAAGACGCUCCGUGUCAGUAAACUAACCCUCAGCUCAAACAAAUGCCAAACUAGUGUUGCUUUCAUCUGCCCAGACUUAAUAUUAUUGUAUUAUUCGAUUCAUUUAUAGCGAAUGCAUAGUGAAAUAGGAAGUUGUGAGAGUAAACGUGACUGCGAAUAGAAAAGAGAUGAAGAGAGAUAUUAUAAAAAUAAUAAAUAAUGUAGGAUGCUCUGAGAAUAGUUUUAUACGAGGUCGUGGAUGGCUAUGAAAUAUAUAAAGAUGAUCUAUGAAUGGCAGGGAUGGCGUGCACCCUUUCUAAGACUAGAGGUUUUCUAAAAGCACAAAGUAUUCAAAUUAAUGCUGUAUAUUUAUUUA